Messenger RNA from Talpa occidentalis (Iberian mole), 2477 nucleotides. RefSeq names its product A disintegrin and metallopeptidase domain 3-like. The transcript has 21 exons. The record is from RefSeq and is a predicted model, not a curated record. Gene Ontology annotation, biological process: proteolysis; cell adhesion; binding of sperm to zona pellucida. Gene Ontology annotation, molecular function: metalloendopeptidase activity. The coding region runs from base 66 to 2282 and encodes 738 amino acids. Lineage: Eukaryota; Metazoa; Chordata; Mammalia; Eulipotyphla; Talpidae. Gene Ontology annotation, cellular component: plasma membrane.
CGAGCUCUAGCAGUUCCGCAGCCGUUCAGCAGUCAACCGAAAUCACCUGGCCAGCCGCCCACACAAUGCUGCCUCUCUUGCUGAUCCUCUCAGUCCUGGGCCGGCUAACUUCUGCAAACUACAAUUCUGAAACAUCACUUCUACAAAUAACAAUACCACAGAAGAUUCAGACCAACAGGACUGAUGGCGAUGAAUCAGAAAUGCAUGUUACGUAUGCCAUCAAAUUUGACAGAAAAAUAUAUACUAUCCAUCUUGAAAAACAGUCAUUUUUAGACUCUCAUUUUCUUGUGUAUUUAUACAACAAAUCAGGAAUAUUAUAUACACAGUCUCCAUUUGUGAAGGGUCACUGCUUUUAUCAAGGAUAUGUUGCAGAGAUUCGAGAAUCAGUUGUGACCCUUAGCAUCUGUUCGGGACUUAGGGGAUUAUUGCAGUUGGAGAAUGUCAGUUAUGGAAUUGAACCAUUGGAAUUUGCAACUACAUAUGAGCAUAUGCUUUAUCAAAUAAAUAAUAAAAUUGAUUUCCCUUACUUAAAAGAAAAUUACCCUAGGGCUGAGUUGGCAGAUGAGCCCUAUAGAAUUUUUGUAAAAUCAGAAAAACAUUCAGAUGUUGCAUUACUGAAAAGAAUUCUGAAAAUACAAGUCAUUAUGGAUAAAGCCUUGUAUGAUUAUAUGGGUGCUGAAGUGGCAGUUGCAACUGAGAAAAUUACUCAUAUCUUUAGUAUUAUCAACAGCAUGUUUUCCCAGCUUAAUGUGACUGUUAUGCUGUCUUCCUUGGAGAUCUGGUCUGAUAAAAAUAAGAUUUCAUCUGAUGGGCCUGCUGAUGAAGUGCUACAAAGAUUUGUGUCAUGGAAAGAAAAAGUUUUGUUUCAAAAGCCCAAUCAUAUGGCAUACUUAUUAAUUUAUAGGGACCAUCUUAAUCAUGUGGGAACAAUUUAUCAUGGAAAAGUGUGUGAUCCAAAGUUUGCAGCAGGAAUUGCUCUGUACCCAAAGAUGGUAACUUCAGAGGCAUUUUCGGUUGUUAUGGCACAGUUGCUUGGAAUCAGUUUGGGCUUAACAUAUGAUGACAUCUAUAAUUGUCACUGUCCAGGAAGUAUAUGCAUAAUGAAUCCUGAGGCAAUACAUUCCCAUGGAGUAAAGUUUUUUAGCAGUUGCAGCAUGGAUGAAUUUAAACAUGUAAUUUCACAACCUGAAUUUGAGUGUCUUCAGAAGCAAACUGUUUCAACAGCGGUUUUCCAAAGAAAAAUAGCAGUUUGUGGAAAUGGAGUUUUGGAACCACCAGAGGAAUGUGACUGUGGCACAGCAGAGAGUUGCAAUCAUAAAAAAUGCUGUCAACCUGAGGAUUGUAGUCUAAUUAGGUCAGCAGAGUGUGGCAGUGGACCAUGCUGUGAUAACAAGACUUGUCUGGUAGCCCCAAAAGGACGUGUAUGUAGGAAAAGCACAAAUCCAUGUGAUUUCACAGAAUAUUGCAAUGGACAAUCUGAGUUUUGUGUAGCUGAUAUGAAAUCUUUAGAUUUAGAACCAUGUGGAAAUGAAAGUGCCUAUUGCUAUGGUGGAGUAUGCAGAGACCGAGAUACACAAUGUGUAGAGUUAUUUGGAAAAUUUGCCAAGGAGUCUUCUGCUCUAUGCACACAAGAGGUGAAUUUUCUAAGUGAUGGCUUUGGAUAUUGUAUUCCAGAGAAAGCAUGUGAUUUUACGUCAAUUUUAUGUGGAAAAUUAACUUGUCACUGGACACAUGCUCAGAUAACACAAUCAGAACUUUAUGAUGUUCAGUAUACUUACCUUGGUGGUCAGAUAUGUAUGUCUGCAAGAACAAGAGAGAAAAUCGCAGCUGGCAAGAGAGAUAAAACCUUUCCAGCAGAUGGCACUAUGUGUGGGUAUAAUCGGUAUUGUUUAAGAAGAGCAUGUAAAUCUGUCACUGCCAAUGUACAUUGUGACUCAAGGAAAAACUGCAGUGGACAUGGGAUUUGUAAUACUCUCCAUAACUGUCACUGUGAUGCUGGAUAUGCUCCUCCACAAUGCAAACCAUCACCAGGAUCACCAGGAGGAAGUAUCAAUGAUGGAUUUUGGCUUAUAGCAUCUAAAAAUACAGAUUUGUUUGUAAAACAACGUGCUCCUCCUCAAAAACAUGGACUCUUGAUCAGUUUCUACAUUUUUAUACCUUUUCUCAUUUUAACUGCUAUUAUAGUUCUAAAAUGGCACAAAAUAAAGAGAUGUUGGAAAAGAGAGGGAACAGUAAGUGAUGGAUCUAUACCAGAAGAUAGCAGUAGUAACAGUAGUCAAUGAUUGGAUUAAGUUACUAAACAACAAUAUCGAAAAGCCUUAGCUUUUAGGAAGUGUGUUACCAGGAAACUCAUCAUUAACUGGCUGGCCUGAUGAAGGAAUGAAAAAAUCCUGCUUUACUCUCCUUUUGCUAAGGUUUAAAGCUUUCAGUUUCACAAAUCAAAAUAAAUCCUGUGAGUGAAAGUACGUAGGCUUAUG